Asterias rubens (European starfish) is the source of this 1580-nucleotide messenger RNA. Its product is annotated as cell division control protein 42 homolog. Bases 381 to 1289 code for a protein of 302 amino acids. Gene Ontology annotation, molecular function: GTP binding; GTPase activity. NCBI's taxonomy places the organism in Eukaryota, Metazoa, Echinodermata, Asteroidea, Forcipulatida, Asteriidae. Gene Ontology annotation, biological process: small GTPase-mediated signal transduction. The record is from RefSeq and is a predicted model, not a curated record. The transcript has 3 exons.
CGGCUGUUUUUUUGAAAGCUAUUGUGAUCACUUCUUCUGAAGGCUCGCGUGGGUGAUGUUGAAGCAUCUGACGAGAGCAAAUCCACAUCUCAGUAAAAUCAGCACAUUUCAGGAAACACUUUCCUUUUCUACAUCUCUGUGGAAUUAUUUCAACAGAACUAUUCUGGAUACUACACUCAAGCCGGUAGAACAAACAUGAUUUCAAGUUUUAUAUGGAGAGAAAGUUACUAAACUUUCAAGGAAGCUAGCUGACUCAGUGAUUGUGGUCUUCAAGUUUCUAAACUAGAGGCCAGCAAAAUACACCAAUGUGAUCAUCGUUGUGGAACUAUUAUUAGUUACAUCUCUUCAGUGAAAACUGGUUUCUUUAUCCUGAUUUGCAAAUGGUUCUCGCCGGGUUUACGAAGGAAUAUCGCGAUCUGGAGUCUUACCAUCCGUACAGUCCGACUAUAACAUCCAGUGCAAUGCCGCCCCAAGCGCAAUCGGCUAACGACCACCACCACCACCAGCCCGCCGUCCCAGUCGGCGUGGUGACGGCAUCGUCUCGGUCGCGUGCACCCACCACAACAUCCAAUAUCUCGAGAACUGAGUCUGCCAACGAAGAGGACAUUGAAACCAAAGUGAAAUGUGUGCUAAUAGGUGACGGUGCGGUAGGAAAGACUAGCCUAGUCGUGAGCUACACAACGAAUGGAUACCCAUUGCAAUAUGUGCCAACAGCAUUCGAUAAUUAUUCAGUUGUGGUGAGAGUAGACAGGAAUCCCAUCAAAAUCCAAAUAUGCGAUACAGCUGGCCAAGAUGAUUUUGACUCCUUGAGGCCGCUCUGCUACCCCCAGACAGAUGUCUUCCUGCUAUGUUUCAGUGUAGUCUCACCAACAUCGUUUCACAACACACUAGAGAAGUGGUUGCCGGAGGUACGAAGACACAACCCCAAGACUCCUAUAAUCCUAGUAGGCACUCAGUGUGACUUACGGACUGACGUCAAUGUCUUGAUUGAUCUUGCUAAGUAUCAUGAGAGGCCGAUAACGGAAGAGGAGGCCAUUUACCGUGCGGAGCGUAUCAAUGCUGUCAGUUAUGUUGAAUGUUCAGCGUUGACACAACAUAACUUAAAGGACGUUUUUGACACGGUUAUUUUAACUGCGCUGCAGUUUACUGGGCCUCCUAAGGGCAAGAGUAAAAACAGCUCCAAAUCCAAGAAACCUAAAAGUAUAAAGCCAACAAAAGUCAAGAAGGAUAAGCCAUUGCCGUCUAAACCUAAAUCUUCAAUCUGGAAGAAGCUUUGUUGCAUCGUUUGAGUUCCUGAAUGUUUCUUCAUCCUGCACUUCGCACAUCCCCCCCUCCGUGUCUUUCCGUAAUCUUGUGGAAUUGUGCCAUAAAUGUUCAGCUACUUGUGUCCACAUAAACUUAACUCUGGAUUAUGGACAGGAGAACAGACUUUGGUGAACCUUAUUACCAUCAUGGCAGUGUUGUGUUCGGCUGUAAUGCCAGAUUCUUGGAGACUAGUUGUUCUCAUAUAUACUGUCGGCGGAAGAGUUAUUUUUGACUACGUAUCGAGACUGCAUCAUGUGACUGUUGAAUAGCUGAUA